AGAAAAGACAACUUAAUAAGGUUAACAAGUGUUUGCUACAAUUCUUUGCUUUUCUGUUGUUUAACUCGAUCAGCUGAUAUUCUGGACAUUGCCGAUCGACUUGGACCUCAUAUUGUGGCUCUUAAAUUACUAGUGUGCAUUAUUGAAGACUUUGAUUAUCAACAAUUUACUGAGAAUAUUGGAAGAUUGAAAAAGAAACACUCGUUCCUUGUAUUUGAAGAUUUUAAAUUUGCCGACAUUGGUUCACCUAAUCAACAAUUAUACGUUGGAGGCAUGUUUCGAAUUCAAGAUUGGGCUGACUUAAUUACUGCUCAUCUUAACUCUGGAUCUGGAGCUAUCGAGGCUUUGAUUAAAGGUGUCAAUUCGUGUGGUGGUCCAAGAGGUUGUUUGUUGAUCGCGAAAAUGUCAUUUAAAGACAUUAAAUUGGAUGAGAUUGAAAAUUGGCGAUAAAUUUCCCA
Molecule: messenger RNA, 458 nt
Organism: Panonychus citri (citrus red mite)
Lineage: Eukaryota; Metazoa; Arthropoda; Arachnida; Trombidiformes; Tetranychidae
Exons: 1
Biological process (GO): UMP biosynthetic process; 'de novo' pyrimidine nucleobase biosynthetic process
Molecular function (GO): orotate phosphoribosyltransferase activity; orotidine-5'-phosphate decarboxylase activity
Source: RefSeq, a predicted model, not a curated record